Molecule: messenger RNA, 2551 nt
Organism: Python bivittatus (Burmese python)
Lineage: Eukaryota; Metazoa; Chordata; Lepidosauria; Squamata; Pythonidae
Gene: UGCG
Product: UDP-glucose ceramide glucosyltransferase
Biological process (GO): glucosylceramide biosynthetic process
Cellular component (GO): membrane
Molecular function (GO): ceramide glucosyltransferase activity
Source: RefSeq, a predicted model, not a curated record
GGGGGGCUCGUGGAAGGGGGGGCAGGCCAGGAAGGGAAGGAGGGCGGCCGCGUCUGAGGGGGAACGUGAGGGCAGCCAACGAGGGGGCGGAGCCUCGCUGUUGAGCCUCCGCAGCCGCCGCUUCGGCUCGUUCUGAGCUCCCCCCGCCCCUUUGCGCCCUGUGGCCGGGGGAGAUGGCGAUGCUGGAUCUGGCCCUGGAGGGACUCGCCGUCUUCGGGCUUAUCCUCUUCUUGGUCCUGUGGCUCAUGCACUUCAUAUCCAUCAUCUACACGCACCUACACCUCAACAAGAAAGCAACAGACAAACAACCAUAUAGCAAGCUUCCAGGUGUUUCACUUUUGAAGCCUUUAAAGGGUGUUGAUCCUAACCUUAUUAACAACUUGGAAACCUUCUUUGAAUUGGAUUAUCCCAAAUAUGAAGUGCUUCUUUGUGUGCAAGAUCAUGAUGAUCCUGCCAUUGAUGUGUGUAAAAAGCUGCUUGGAAAAUACCCCAACGUUGAUGCAAGAUUAUUUAUAGGUGGUAAAAAAGUUGGAAUAAAUCCAAAGAUCAACAAUUUGAUGCCAGCGUAUGAAGUUGCCAAAUAUGACCUCAUAUGGAUCUGUGAUAGUGGCAUUAGAGUUAACCCAGAUACGCUAACAGAUAUGGCCAAUCAAAUGACUGAAAAAGUUGGCUUGGUUCAUGGCCUGCCUUAUGUAGCAGACAGACAAGGCUUUGCUGCCACUCUAGAACAGGUAUAUUUUGGUACUUCUCAUCCAAGGACGUACAUUUCUGCCCAUGUAACUGGCUUCAAAUGUGUAACAGGGAUGUCUUGCUUGAUGAGAAAAGAUGUUUUGGACCAAGCUGGAGGACUUAUAGCUUUUGCACAGUACAUUGCUGAAGAUUACUUUAUGGCUAAAGCAAUAGCUGACAGAGGUUGGAAAUUUGCAAUGGCUACACAAGUUGCAAUGCAAAACUCUGGCUCUUAUUCAAUUUCACAGUUUCAGUCCAGAAUGAUAAGGUGGGCUAAACUACGGAUCAACAUGCUUCCAGCUACGAUCUGUGAGCCAAUCUCAGAAUGCUUUGUUGCAAGUUUGAUUAUUGGAUGGGCAGUUCAUCACGUGUUCAGAUGGGAUAUAAUGGUGUUUUUUAUGUGUCAUUGUUUGGCAUGGUUUAUAUUUGACUACAUUCAACUCAGGGCUGUCCAGGGUAGCGCUCUGUGUUUUUCAAAACUUGACUAUGCAGUAGCAUGGUUCAUCAGAGAAUCCAUGACAAUAUACAUUUUCCUCUCAGCUUUGUGGGAUCCUACUAUUAGCUGGAGGACAGGACGCUACAGAUUACGCUGUGGAGGCACUGCAGAGGAGAUCCUUGAUGUAUAGCCACAGCUUUGUGACUGUGUAUUUCAAGAAAAGAAAAAAGAGAAAAGAGAAAGUAUUAUAAAUUAUGUUUAUAUAAAUGCUUUUAAAAGAUCUACCUUCAAUAGUUUUAUUACCUGUAUGUUUUCAUAUCUGUUCUCUAAUUUAUUUUGCAUGGCACUUGCAUCUGUGAAAAAAAUACAUCUAUAGUCUUGGCCAAAUGGUACCUUGUUUUUAUGUACAAACUCAAAUCAAGAAGAUUGGUUCCAGGAUUCAUUUUUCUUAGGAAUGUUCUGCAGCAAGCUCUACAAACAGUAUCUUUCAGUAUAGUAAAAGCUACUCUCUAUUAAUCAAAGGACAUAAUCCACUGGGAAUAAAUUCUGCAUAGGUCCACUGAAAAUGUAUGGGAUGUAUGCAAAGCACAGCUAUAUGUUUGUCCCAAAUGGUCUUCUGGUCAUUGGACUGCAUCACUAAAAGGCUAACGAUGUUUUCAGUACAAGUGUGGUUAGCUUUGGGAAGCACAAGUGGUGGGGCACAAGGAGAGAAGCUUUUUAGAUGAUCUAUGCCUACCUCUUGCAGUUGCUGCAGAGCAAAUAUGAAUAGAUAACUCGGCCUUAGGAAUAGUAAAACCUUGAAAUGUGUAUCUGUGUGUGGGUACAUACAGAUUAAACGAUUUUGGUCUCUCUGCAGGGAACCAAAAGUUUGAUAUGGUACAUGGGAAGAAUUAGUGCUUAGAUGGGGGGCAUCUUUUGGCCAACUCUAAUUGGUUCUGUCUUGAACCAUUUUAAUCACUGUGCUGUAAUUAGCCUAGCUAAUCUCCUCCUUCAUUCCCAUCCUGACUUUUUUAAAGGGGUGUUUUUGUUUCUCUGUAAGUGAACAUUUGAUAGUUAUGGGGCGAGGGAAUGCAUUUCAGAAACAUUUCACAUAUGAACUAUUUUCUUACACACUGUCUUCUUAAGAAUGUAACUUCAUGAAGCAGGUAUUUAUUAUCUUUUUUUAAGUGGGCAUCUUUCUCUUUACACUAGUCAUCCUUAAGUAUCGAAUUGCAAUAGAUACUUGUCAGCAUAUUAAAAGGCAAGAUGAGUUUGCUGUUACUGAUUUGAACUUGUAAGCUUUAGUUAUCAGCUAGAUCUUUUUUUGGAUUUUUCCCUUCUAUUAAUCUAGUCUUUCAAUUGGGUUUUUGUAUUCAAGCUGUAAUUGCUAAAAAAAAAAAAGAAGAA